Alternaria rosae is the source of this 1774-nucleotide messenger RNA. RefSeq lists its product as uncharacterized. The record is from RefSeq and is a predicted model, not a curated record. NCBI's taxonomy places the organism in Eukaryota, Fungi, Ascomycota, Dothideomycetes, Pleosporales, Pleosporaceae. The annotation marks the transcript as partial. The transcript is spliced from 2 exons.
CUGUUCAAGCGCGAAGAUCCAGUCCUGCUUCAUAACGCGGACGCUUACCAUGCGUCACAUCCUUUCCGUGGGGCCCUCGAGGAUUACUACAGCGAGUACGAAGCUGGGAUUGGGAAAGACGAGGGUUUCCGACAUGAAUUUCACGAGGGACUCGCUCUGCUAUCGUCUUGCCGCCAGAUACACGACGAAGCUUCUGGGGUCCUAUACUGCGGAAACAUGUUCAUUUUCUCAAGACUGCUAGAAGAAGAGGAUUGUGACGAUUUGAACGGCGAUGAAGAAUACUUCCAGGUCAACUACGCGGGGAAGUGGCUGAAAGAAAUCGGAUCGCAAUUCAACCGCCUCAAGAAGGUCGUCAUUGAUGUAGAUGCGAAGUGUUGUGAAGGUUUAUGUGGGCACAGCGACGAUAUCGAAUUGCUGCCUCUACUACACCUUAUGUGGAAAUACCCGGACUUCCUCAAGAUAAUCUCGUCCGGAAGCAUUGGCGGAGCACUAUAUACGCACGAGCCUACGAUUGGAGCGGCCGAUAGAGAUAGACAACAGUGGAUCGAUAGAGCGCGCAUUCUCAAUAACUUGCUCACUGCUUUCGCAGUACAUGAUGCCCUCGACAUACGCAAGUAUGCGUUCUCUAGCCAUCUCAUGAGUGAGGUCAGAAUACUCACAUGUCCGAUGGGGAAAGUAAGGGGUUCUCUCCUCGUAUCAGACGAAGGCAAAACCUUUCAAUGGAAGCCGCGGAAGAAGUGCCGCCCGUUCCGAAACCUAGCAGUGGACACACGAGAACGGAUAGCAGGAUUGAUACUGCGCCACCCAGACGAAAUCAUAAUCGACUUGAACACACAUACCGUACGCGGUCUUGACUUUGGUAUCGCUCGAACAGGCCUAGUUCUCCGGCGCACCAUAGGGAAGCUUGUAUCACGUCUGAGCCAAAUCAGCAUCAAGAUGACCAGCAAGAAGCCCGUUACAGAUUUUGACGGCUUCAAAAAGCUAGAAGAUCUCCUCCUUAAGAAACUCAAUCAUUGUGCGGUUCUAGGAGCGAUGUUAAGUUCCUGGCCAGAGUCCAAUACACAGACCCUCAUACUGGAAAUGGCUUGCGCCGAGGUGACCGCCCUCAGCGCUGUCCGUAUCGACAUCAAAGACUUGAUGAUUUUACUAUGCGACGGAUACUCUCGCCAUGACUCCACUAUCCGCAUAACGCUCACUCCGCCUUCCCACAUUGGAGCACCGCAACAAAGCACGACUGUCUCGACAGAGACGCUACUGCGACAGACGUUCUUGCUCCUAUCUGACUACAUAAUUCAAGCUGAAGAGGAACUAUCUGAGUCCCUUGAUAUCACCACCGUGAAAGCUCUUCUUGGAGAACUGGACCCCUUCCCUGAUCUCUGGAUAGACGGCUACGGCAACUUUCUCCACGCCUCAACUGCCAAUAUGGACGCUCCGUUAGAGUUUGCCUACGGUGAGCUCGGCAUCAAGGAGUUAGGCGUCUUUGGAUACAGCAGAGCUACUAAUAUGGAUUGGAUGUAUGAAGCGUUUACUUCCAACGGGGCAGAUGAUGACAUUACGUGGGACCAUGUUAUCCGCGUGUGGCGAAGUCUGAGGAUGAAAUUCCGUUGGGAUUGGAAUAUCAGGACUGUGCCGCCGGGGUUGAUGAAGUUAACGUCCGACAUUGGGUGGAGAUAGUGGCAGCAUGGAAGGAAGUGGUCAGCGGGAUGACUACGGAUUUCUAUGGAUGCGAUGUCUUGUAUCCUUGUAUAUACCAUAAUGGGAAUUAAAAGUUGGC